Orussus abietinus is the source of this 4051-nucleotide messenger RNA. RefSeq names its product peroxidasin-like protein. Gene Ontology annotation, biological process: response to oxidative stress. Lineage: Eukaryota; Metazoa; Arthropoda; Insecta; Hymenoptera; Orussidae. The transcript is spliced from 7 exons. Gene Ontology annotation, molecular function: peroxidase activity; heme binding. The record is from RefSeq and is a predicted model, not a curated record. Bases 1178 to 3331 code for a protein of 717 amino acids.
UGCGUUAGAUCUACGAGUGAUUUUCAAGGAUCAGGAUCAGGCAAUUAAAGGGUUCGCUAGACAUGUUCGUCUAAUUAAACGUACUCAUUGUCAUCGUUCAAUAACUUCUUUUAUUACAUUAAUUAUUUUACAGUUUAUUAUACAUCAGGUACCGCAAGUACAUAAGUUCUCGAGCUCGUUUUUCGCGUUACCAUCACGAGACUGCACCAUGUUCACGAGGAAGCCAUUCAUGACCGGCAAUGUACGGUAGAAAUGCACGUAAACCUGCAAUGCGUAUGUGCGCGACUACCAAAGCGAACGGCUGUAGUUAGUACGUACCGAGACGAGAAAUGUCUUAUUCUAGGUGCGAUCCGUCUUUCUUCGGCAUCUCGCGCGAUACGCUUCGAACUAGUCGACACCCUGUACGGCGAAGAUCCCGUCGGUCCCCCACCCGGGAGGAGCUGGACAGUCCCUGGAGCGGGAACUUACUUUCGUUCGUACGUCGGCCUCGGUUCAGUUCAGGUUUACUACUCGGCUCCUCGUGGCCCUCGCUCGGUGCACUCUCUCGACUAACUCGGCUCUGCUCCGUUCCCGUACCUACCGAGGACCUGUGAGAAAGUAAUCCCAGUAACUCGCGCGCAUACAGAGAAUCAUGCAGCUCUCGGGGUGGAGGUGAGCGCUUUCGAAUGCAUUAUUUUCCGCCGGCGCAUAUCACGUGCACGCAGCGAUCGCGGAUGUGGACAUCAUACACUCGCUCGGACCGAAUUAAUUGGAUAAUUUGUAUUACCUUAUGGGUAUGUCGAUAAAUUGAUAUCACGCGAACGACCGUUAUGGGCAUAAAUCGGAAGCCAGUUACGUUAAUCAAUGAAUAAACAUUAAUAUCAAUAGGAUCGAAUCGAGUUUUGUCCCAGGUUUUUACAGAAUCCGGUAGCGACGUAGAAUCGGGAAUACGUCGUAGUUGCGAAACGAGGAUGCACGGGAGAAUCAGGAAAUGUCUCCCCUAAAUGUCAGGCUAUUUUAAGUUCCGCGAUGACAUACGCAAAAACCAGCCCGAGCGGCGAUCUUUAUCGGUAUUGGAAGAGACUUCUGUCGCGUGAUCGAUGGUUGCACUCGAUGCCGCUACUACAUAAUAGGCAGGGUCGGGAUGCGAUGUUUAAUGCACGAUCAAGCCAGGGCGUGACUCGAGAUUCUUUCGCCGAUGUCUCGUUUUGUUUUACUCCCCCGCGAGAUGAGAGAUACGAAGAUGUUAGAUAAAUGGGAACCUUUGAGUCUCGCCAGGUUAGCGAUGCUGCUGGUCUUGGCCGAGGGCACGAUUCUGCCGACGAGGAUGCUGCAGGACCUGAACAGGAGAACGAACGCGACUAUGGAGAAGUACGAGGAGAUGGAGGAGAGGAUCUUGAGCUCCAGGACCCACCUGCAGCAGGGUUCGCCCUCCUGGUACCUGGGAGCAUCCCACGAGAUGAGCGCCGCGGCCAGGACGCUUUCUCGGAGAGCGCUGCGCAGCGAGACCAUGGCCGUGAUGCUGGUGGAGGCCUUGAAGAUGACCCCGAAGGAGGCUGCGAGCCUCCUGCCCACCGUAGGCCUCGGGCUGUGCACAGGGGAGGCCGCCAGCGCGCUGCACCUCACCAGAGAGUGCCAGAAGGUCGAUCCCAGGUUCAGGACUCACACCGGCAGGUGCAACAACCCCCUGCAUCCCGCCUGGGGCGCCGCCCUGGAGCCCUAUUCCAGGCUCCUGCCGGCAGAGUACACGGACGGGGUGUCCUUGCCCAGAAGAGACCUGCCCAGUGCUCGGAAGGUUUCCCUGAUGGUGCACGCGGGGACCUCCGACUCCAAGCACCCUUUCCUGAUGGCCCUGGUCGCCCUGUUUGGCCAGUUCCUGGCCAACGACCUGGCCCACACUCCCAGGAUGGAGCUCUCUCGCGGGAAGAGGCUCAAGUGCUGCGACGUCGAGUUCGAGCACUUCCAUCCGGAGUGCUUCCCUAUCGGUGCCGAGAACUCGGUACACUGCAUGGAGUAUUCUAGGUCGGCGCCUCAUCCCGGGAAUACCGUGCAGGGAUGCAAGCUGGGUCCGAGGCAACAGAUCAAUCAGGCGACCUCCUACGUGGACCUCUCUCCGGUCUACGGCAAUUCCGAGGAGAUCUCGAAAUCCCUGAGAUCCGGGAAGGGAGGCACCUUAAUGACCCAGAGGAAAAAUCUACCGAUGCCCUCGGAGAGCACCGACGAGUGCAGAAGUCCCAACGCGGCCUUGCCCUGCUUCCUCGGAGGGGACUCCAGGGUGAACGAGCACCCCGGUCUGACCCUGAUGCACGUCCUCUUCCUGAGGGAGCACAAUCGCGUCGCCAAGCAGUUGGAACAAUUGAAUCCCCACUGGGACGACGACAGGCUCUAUCAGGAAGCAAGGAGGGUCGUAAUCGCGGAAAUGCAGCACAUCACUUACAACGAGUACCUGCCCGUUGUUCUUGGGGAAAACGCUCUGGACAGAUAUCAACUGCGACUGAACACCGGAGGACUCUCGGACCGGUACGACUCGAGGGUGGACGCGUCCUUAUCGAAUGCAGGGGCAUCCGCUGGUCUCUUCUUCGCGGCAGUGCUCACCCCGAAGACCUUGGACCUGGUGGACCUUCGCUCCUCCUCGAAAUCCGGGGAGAGGUCCCUCCUCUCGUCUUUCUACGCUCCUCAGGAACUGUACGAGGCCGGGGCGAUAGAUCGCCUGAUUGCCGGGGCGACAGCGGGUCACUCGAGGAAACCUCUUCCUCCGGGGCUCAACGAGGUGCUGCUGAGCCGAUACUUCCACGAUGGGAAGAGCAGCGAGACUCCGGUUGAUUAUGCGGCCCAGGCCAUCCAGGAGGGCAGGGACCACGGAUUGCCGCCCUACGUUAGAUGGAAACAUUUCUGCGACCUCGUAGAGGUGACCGACUUCCGGGACUUGGAGGGGACCAUUGCCGAAGACGCACUGAAGAAAUUGCGCAGCGUCUACGAAAAGGUCGAAGACGUCGAUCUAUUGACUGGGGCCUUAUCGGAGGCUCCCGUCGAAGGGGCCGUUCUGGGCCCGACGUUUCUCUGCCUUCUGGGCCGGGUCUUCCGAAACGCCCGAUUGGGCGACAGGUACUGGUACGAGAACGUCAAUACCCCCGGAGCGUUUACACCUGUGCAGAUCGAGGAGAUCCGUAAGAGUACGAUCGCGAGAAUACUUUGCGACAACGGGGACAACUUGAAGAGGAUUCAGCCGAGAGCUUUCAUUUUACAUGACCGGUUCCUAAACAAUCUGGCGGACUGCACCUCUUACCUCGGGGGAGGUUUGGACUUGACCCCGUGGAAAGAAACACAGAAGACGCCCGAAAAAAUGGCCUAGCGGUUUCAUUGUCGUCCAUUUCCAACGCCGGGGAGAAACCAUUCGCCCGGGAGCCGAAAAACCGCCGAACCUUCUUUUUUACGCAUCGAACCAAAGGAGUCGAUACGUGCGAGAUUUUCUUCCUUGGAAGAAAUCUUUCUGCGCGUAUUAGAGAUUAAAUAAAAAAAAUAUAGAAGAAAAGAAAACGGUAGUUCCAUGCUUCUCCCAGAAAUUGUAAAGAAGCGUAGCACCGAUCCAUUAAAUCCCAAAGGUUCGUCUCGACUGUCGGUCGGGAGGUGUUGGCUGCAAUCGAUGAAAAUGAAUAAUUCGUAACUUAAAUAGAGGAACCGAGGAACCUUAAUCGGGCCCUCGUUAAAAGUGAAGAAAAAAAUCUCGCGAGGUCCCUCGGCCCGAGACUUUCGAGGUCGGGGGUCGAGACUCGGACCUCGGCCCGGCAGGUUGUGCAAGGUGUAAUCGCCGGAAAGUCCCUCUCGACGAUUACCGCGUCCAAAGAAUGCCGAAGAACUGCAGCUUUGACAUUUAUAACGCGAGGCCGCGUAAUAAAGGCAAGCCACGUGAGAGAAGCGCCGCGAAGCGAGCGCGAACGACGAAGGGACCUUGAUCCAAUGGCCCGGUUCUUCAGCGUCUCGUGAAUACGAGAAGCGGCCGUUAAAGAAGUCAAUCCUGGCCGCGACACGGCAGGGAUUACGCAGCUGUUCGUUGACAACUAAAUAAAAAAAA